This is a messenger RNA of Physella acuta, 840 nucleotides long. RefSeq names its product girdin-like. Lineage: Eukaryota; Metazoa; Mollusca; Gastropoda; Physidae. The record is from RefSeq and is a predicted model, not a curated record.
AUGCACCAGGAACAACAAGAGACAUUGAAAAAAAUUCUUAACAAGAUGCUAAAAGAGCAAAAAUUAGAAGAAAAAAAACUUUUCGAAGAAAGAAAAAAAAUGGAGAAUGAAACUAUGAAAAAAGAAAUGGAAAUUAAAAAACAACUACAAGAAGAAGUGAAGAAACGUAACGAAGUAUUAAGAGCAGAAAAUGAAAAACAUCAAUUCGAGAUGGAAAGAAUACAAAAAGAACGAGACGAGCUAAAGAAAAAUAAAGAAUUAGGAGAAAAAGAAAGGACGGAAAUAGAAAAACAAUAUCAGAAAAAUGAACAGCAACUCAAGAAACAAUUUGACAGUAAAAUAAAUGAAAUCAAAUUGCAAUUUGAGGUGGAAAAAAGCAAUGUAGAAAAAAUGAUACAACUUGAAAAAGAAACCUUAGAGAAAAAAUACAAAGAACUGACGGAUAAAUACAAGAAAGAAAGCAAAAACCUAGAACAACGAAUACUAAAUACCACUUUAGAGAAAGAUAAUCUGUGUAAACAGCUGGAAGAAACAAAACAGAAAAACCAACAACUGGAAACGAAUUUUCAAAAUCAGUGUCUGCGGCAUAAAACCGAACUUCGCGAUAAGGAAUUAGCUUUGACAGAAAUGAAGCAUAAAAACCAACUGCUUAUCAAGAAGCUUGAACUUGCUGAAGUAGCAAAUGCCGAGACUUUGGAAUCAAAACUAAAAGACCUGGAACAGCGAUAUGGGAAAAUCAAGGCUAAUUUACCAAAAGAAGAGAAACAGCGGAUUGAAAAGAAAAUCAACAAAUUACAGAUAAGAAACAGUUAUUUAUAUAAAGAUUGUUGUAUCAUAUAA